Molecule: messenger RNA, 1776 nt
Organism: Ailuropoda melanoleuca (giant panda)
Lineage: Eukaryota; Metazoa; Chordata; Mammalia; Carnivora; Ursidae
Gene: MEIOSIN
Product: meiosis initiator
Exons: 12
Coding region: 55-1776 (573 amino acids)
Molecular function (GO): protein dimerization activity
Source: RefSeq, a predicted model, not a curated record
AGGCCUCCCGCAGGAGUCUCGUUCCAAGGGGAUUCGCGCCCACUCCACGGCCCGAUGUGGGGUUCCAGCAGACACUUGUGUUCCCUUGGAUGGUCCAGAGCCAGUUCUCUGGGUUCCAGUGACAGGAGGCAGAGGAAGAACCACACCAGCAAACUUCAUGAGUUGGCACUUCUGUUGCCUGUGGCCCUGAAGACGGGCACCAAGAAGCUCACCAAGAAGGAGAUUCUGCUACACGUACUGCGUUACAUUCAGUACCUCCAGAGGAGUAUCGACGUGGCCAAGACCUUGCUCAAAUUCCACGCCACCAAUGGGGAAGGCGGACUUGGGGGGCUGGGUAGGAACAGGGCCUCGGGCCCCGCACGGGGGAGACACUGCACCCCUUCGAGCUCCCUGCACUCUCGCAAGUCCCGUCUUCAGGGCGCCUGCUGGAAACCCCGGAAGAAGAAACCCACCGGAUUGUCAGAACGCCAGACCCGGACCCAGAACGCUCGCCGCUGUCUGGCCCUGGACAAGCCCAAGAAGUGGGUGACCCCAUCCCCAGAGCAGCAAGGAAGAAACAUGGGGGGCACUGCCACCCCUUCAAGAUGUGCCAGCUCCUGCUGUCACCCCAAAGUUGCAUCAUCCCUGCCUCAAGGUGACAGGAAGGGAGGAAGAUCCCGGCUGACGUUGUUGGACAUGGCUGAGAACAGCAUCCACUGUGACUUCUCAGGGUGCUGCUGCGGAGUCAGCGGCCAGGGCGAUGGGCUCCACAGCGCCUUCAAGGCCCAGCAAGGAACUGAGCAGAUCUACUUUCUCAACAGGACCCAGCCCUGUCCCAGGCAGAAGCUGGUGUUCUACGAUUCCAGCGAGAAGCUGGACAAGGAGUCCCCAGAUGCUGACCCUUGGCUUCCUGCCUGGACCCUGGAGGGCAGCCCGCCUGGGAGCCCGCUGGCCUUGGGGCCUCCCCAGAUUAACAACUGCAGUGUGACAGGCCACCCAAGUGAUAUCCUAGGGCUCAGUCCCUCCCUCUUCAGCUCCCCAGGGAAGCUGCCGCCAGAUCAGAUCCUGGGGGAUGGCACUGAGUUCCUGACCCAAGCUCUCUUUGAAGAAGUGUUCCUAGAUCCCGAGUCUUUCCCUUCUGACAGCAUGCUUGAGGCGCUCCAGAGCAAGGAGAUGCCCUUGGAGGCCCCCGAAGACCCCCCGGACUCCCACAGCCUGUGUCAGUCCUCCGUCUCGCUUGACCACUGCUACCUGUCGCUGAGCGAGAACAGCAAGGCGCCGUCCAGCUCCAGCUCCAGCUCCAGCUCCCGCUCCAGCUCCAGCUCCCGCUCCAGCUCCAGCUCCAGCUCCAGCUCCAGCUCCAGCUCGGGGGACACAGACACUGAGUCGGUGUGCAGGCAGCAGGAGGACGCUCAGGCCGACCCCGAGGGCCUGCCGCCGUCGUCCAGCGACGAGGACGGAGACUACACGUGGACCCCCACCCGGCGGGCCGCCCCCCUGCCCGUGGCAGGGAGGAAGGCCAGGAAGGGCCGGGCGGGCCAGGGCCCAGCGAAACCCAAGGAAAACAAGAAAGCCCCCUGCCCAACGCAGAUGAAGAAAAAGUGCGUCAACGGCUUCAUCAUGUUCUGCAGGAUGAACCGGAAGCCGGGCGGGCCAGGGCCCAGCGAAACCCAAGGAAAACAAGAAAGCCCCCUGCCCAACGCAGAUGAAGAAAAAGUGCGUCAACGGCUUCCCCCGCCAAGAGCAUGUUGCUCCUGCUGUCUGACGCAUUUGCCCCUUCCGGAAAUGACCCAUUGA